CCGCCAAUUUUCACGUUAAAAUAUAACCCUAAAAAAGUGGGAUAGAAAUUAGCUGGUGAAGAUUCGUUGGCUCAACGACAACGAACGCUUCAAACGCCAUAAUUUCCCGGCCCAAAAAUAUCAAAAAGCAAAACCAAAAAAAAAAAAAAAAUUUUCCCUUUUUCAUUUUCCUAGGGUUAGCCCAUUCUCUAAUUUCCUCUUUUGAUAUCCCCUCUUUCUCUAAUUUCACCUAGGGUUUCCUUCAACAAUACAGAUGGCUGAUUGAAGAAGAAAAGGAUGAAAACAAAAUAGAAAAUGAGCGCUUCAAGGUUUAUAAAGUGCGUGACUGUUGGUGAUGGUGCCGUUGGUAAAACUUGUUUGCUAAUUUCUUACACCAGCAACACUUUUCCUACGGACUACGUGCCAACUGUAUUUGACAAUUUCAGUGCAAAUGUUGUUGUCAAUGGGAGUACUGUUAAUCUGGGGUUGUGGGAUACUGCAGGGCAGGAGGAUUAUAACAGAUUAAGACCUUUGAGUUAUCGCGGGGCAGAUGUGUUCAUAUUGGCAUUUUCCCUCAUUAGCAAGGCCAGUUAUGAAAAUGUCUCCAAAAAGUGGAUUCCAGAGUUAAAACAUUAUGCCCCUGGUGUUCCAAUAGUUCUUGUUGGAACUAAGCUUGAUCUUCGGGACGAUAAGCAGUUCUUUAUUGAUCAUCCUGGAGCUGUACCCAUUUCUACAGCCCAGGGAGAGGAGCUAAGGAAGCUGAUUGGUUCACCUGCUUAUAUUGAAUGCAGUUCAAAAACACAGCAGAAUGUGAAGGCAGUUUUUGAUGCUGCCAUCAGAGUCGUACUUCAACCACCCAAUCAGAAGAAAAAGAAGGGCAAAGCACAGAAGGCCUGCUCCAUAUUGUGACUGGAAAAAAAAUGUGAAAAAAGAUUAUGGCCUUCACCCGUCUUUCCUUUCUCUUCUCUUUGCUCUUGAAGAUAUUAGAAGUCCUGGAUAAUAGUCUCUCAACAACUGAGGACCUCUGUGAAGCAUCUCUUGAUUUGGUAGUGUUACUUUAUGCAACUGUUGUGAUCUCUAAUUGUUGAAGCGAAGUACAUUGAUGCCAUCCUCCUCCGGACUCCAUUUUUUUAUAUGUUUAUGUAUUAAUUCCCCUGGAACAUUCCAGUUAGGAAACAGCCUUAAAUUUAUUGCUUCGUAUUGUUCUAAAA
Molecule: messenger RNA, 1190 nt
Organism: Durio zibethinus
Lineage: Eukaryota; Viridiplantae; Streptophyta; Magnoliopsida; Malvales; Malvaceae
Source: RefSeq, a predicted model, not a curated record